UGUCCUGGGGAAGAAAUUAAGGCAGCUGCGGCAUGGUCGUCCAGUCUGGGUGGCCGCUCGACACCGCAGGUUCUUUCACUCCACAUAUCACCCUCCACCAUGUGGCCCGAGGUCAGACAAGCCUGCGAGGAGAAGCGCUACGAGCUCGUCCUCACAGGGGAGGAGGUGAACAGUAGGAUAGAGUCAGCCGAGGGCUUGGACCCGGCGGUGUAUACUCUGACACAACUCAAUUUCCUCGGGGUGUCGAGGUCGCCCUUGACCUGCUUGUCCUCGGAGAUUGGGCAGCUCGUCAAUCUUACUAAUCUCAUCUUUCAGGGCAACAAGCUACAGGCUCUGCCUGAAACUAUUGGGAAUCUUGAGAAACUGAAGGUUUUAGAUGUUUCGUUAAAUUGCCUUGAAAGUCUGCCGGAUUCAAUAGGAAACUUAACAAAUUUGACAACUCUCAUUGCAAGCAGCAAUGAAUUGUCUGCUCUUCCAAACUUAGAAAAAUGCAGCAAUCUUUCAAUUUUGGAUAUAAGCAAAAAUAAAAUAGUAAGUUUUCAUGAUAUUUGUCAUGAAAAUCUUGCACUUUUAGCAGAUGUAAAGUUUUCGUGCAAUCAGAUUACUGAAGUUCCUCCGUCGAUAUCUGUGCUAACAUCACUGAAAGUUCUUGAUCUUGGCAGUAAUAAUCUUACAACUGUGCCUGGAGAACUUAUCGACUGUUUAAAGCUCAAAGAUAUUAACUUGAAGGGAAAUCCUCUCAAUGACCGGCGCUUCCGAAAACUGGUUGAAUCUGAUCGUUGCCUUCCACGUCAGGUGAUAGACUACAUCAGGCAGCAUUGUCCAAAAUCUUCUCCAGAUGGAACUAGUGGAGCACAAGGCAAGGGCAAGAAAGGAAAAGGGAGCAAAGGAAAAAAAGAUGAGGUUGAUGUUUUGUUAGACGAGCUACAAGUGCUUAGUGUGAAGGAAACGUUUCCAGUAGUGCAAGUAGCUGCAUCUGUGAAGGAUAUUCGGCCUUACAUCGUUUGUUGCAUACUUCAAGGGGUAGAUUUAAGUGGAGACAAUUUGAGGAAAUUUAUUUCUGCUCAGACAAAACUGCACGAUGGUUUGUGUGAGAAGAGAAUGGUCGCCACAAUUGCAACGCAUGACUUGGCAAAAUUAACGGGCCCCAUCAAAUACAUUGCUGAAUCUCCAGAAGAAAUUCGUAUUCAUCCAUUGGUGAGGGGCAAAGAGGUAUCAGCCAAGGAAUUAUAUAAGGGACUGAAACAGGAAGCAGAGUUACAAAGAAAGCAGCAAAAGAAGAAUUCUGUUCCAGGUCUAUACAGAUUUCUUCACUUAGUCGAGCAGUGGAGCAUCUGGCCAUGUCUUGUGGAUGCAACUGGAAAGGUGGUGUCCCUUCCUCCAAUUACCAAUUCAGAAAACACUAAGAUAACACAAGAGACAUCAAGUGUAUUCGUCGAAGUGACGAGCAGUAAAUCAUUGCCAAAGGCUAAGGAAGUCAUGGAUGCAUUGGUGCUUUCUGCCUUACAAAUUGGAAUCAGUCCUGAAAAAAGUGCUGAAGGCAAGAUGGUGUUAAUUGUUCAACAAGUUCGUGUCGAGGAUGAAACUGGAGCACUGCGUGUCAUAUAUCCCUCCCGUGCUGACCUAAUUUUUGAAAAUGAGAAAGUUAGAGUUGUUAGGGCUGAAAAGUAAACUUAAUUUGUGGGUAUCUUUUUGUUCCUAAAAAAUAUGUAAUUUAGGUUUAUUUUUAAAGUAAGAGUAAUAUUUAAAUUUUAUGUUUGUAUCCAUGAUAGUUUAGCUUUUCAAUUAGCAGAAAUUUUUAUUCCAAUUUAAUAAACUUGGAAUUUGUUUUAGUAAUUUUCUUGUUUUUUAAUGUACGCACAAGUUCAGAAAAAAUGUUAAAUUUUGUACAUAAAAUUUAAUCCUAUGAACCACAUUAGUACAGGAGAGUUUAAAAAAUAUAUUUUUUCUAUCCAUAAUGUUUUUACUGAUGUCAAUUUCAUUUUGCUACUUUGUUAUGUAAAAGUUAAACCGUACAAGGCAUUUUCCUCUUUCAAGAGUCUGGAUUGUUCAGCCAUUACUGUAGUUCUAUCUGCAUUACCCAGACAAAAUCUUAAUAUUUGUAUAAUUACAAAUCAUACCAGACUGGUAUGAUUGUGAUCUCAUAACUCAUCACAAUUAAAAUGUAAAAAAAUAAAAA
Molecule: messenger RNA, 2179 nt
Organism: Procambarus clarkii (red swamp crayfish)
Lineage: Eukaryota; Metazoa; Arthropoda; Malacostraca; Decapoda; Cambaridae
Product: leucine-rich repeat-containing protein 47
Biological process (GO): phenylalanyl-tRNA aminoacylation
Molecular function (GO): protein binding; RNA binding; phenylalanine-tRNA ligase activity
Source: RefSeq, a predicted model, not a curated record